UGAGUUGGAAACUAAUAUAUCCGAACGUUUCUACUUGCACUGCCAGACACAAUUUAGACUCCCGAGGCUUCAGAGAGACGAGGCAAAAAAGGACCGUAUAGGGCAAACUGUGAAGUCACUGAAAAGCAGCCAAAGUCCCCAAAACUCGCAAGGCUGAGGCGCCUUCAAACGCACACGACGCAUCCUUUUGGCUGUUUCACGGAGAGUUACACCGUUGGACAUGUGAAUUUAAAGGAGAUACCUGCCCAGCACAACGAUGAAACCAACGACUGCCCUGUGCUGCUUCGGCUUUCUCCUGAUAAGCCUCUUAUUUGGGUUCGGCUCUUCACAGUCAGUAUGUGCUGGUACCGAGAACAAGCUGAGCACGCUGUCAGACCUGGAGCAGCAGUAUCGCACUCUGAGGAAAUACUACGAGAACUGUGAAGUUGUGAUGGGCAACCUUGAGAUCACAAGCAUUGACCGGAGUCGAGACCUCACCUUCCUCAGAUCUAUCCGGGAAGUGACAGGCUAUGUUUUGGUGGCUCUGAACCAGUUUGACUACCUGCCUUUGGAGAACUUGAGGAUCAUUCGAGGAACGAAGCUGUACGAAGACCAAUACUCUCUUGCAAUCUUCCUCAAUUACAGACGAGAUGGAAACUUUGGCCUGCGGCAGUUGGGUCUUAAAAACCUCACAGAGAUUCUCAAUGGAGGUGUUUAUGUUGACCAGAACAAGUUCCUCUGCCAUGCAGAUACAAUCCAUUGGCAGGAUAUUGUCAAAAACCCACGAGUCCAUCCUCUGGUGGUGCCUACCAACAGCAGUGUCACAUGUCAGAAGUGCCAUCGUACCUGCAACGGCCGCUGCUGGGGCCCCAAAGAGGACCAGUGUCAAAGCUUAACGAAGACGGUAUGUGCCGAGCAGUGCGAUGGCCGUUGCUUCGGGUCCUACGUUAGUGACUGCUGCCAUCGUGAGUGUGCAGGCGGCUGCUAUGGCCCCAAGGACACAGAUUGCUUUGCCUGUACAAACUUCAAUGACAGUGGAGCCUGUGUCACCCAGUGCCCUCAGCCGUUUGUUUACAACCCCACUACCUUCCAGCUGGAACACAACCCCAGAGCAAAGUACACUUAUGGAGCCUUUUGUGUCAAGAAGUGUCCACAUAACUUUGUGGUGGACCAAAGCUCCUGCGUGAGAGCGUGUCCCAGUAACAAAAUGGAGGUGGAAGAGAACCGCAUUAAGAUGUGCAUCCCUUGCACUGACAUCUGUCCGAAAGCGUGUGAUGGAAUAGGUACAGCCAGCCUGCAGAGAGCUCAGACAGUGGACUCCAGCAACAUUGACAAGUUUGUGAACUGCACCAAAAUCAAUGGCAACCUGGUGUUUCUCAUUACUGGAAUCAAAGGGGACGUCUAUCACAACAUUGAAGCUCUGGAUCCAGAAAAACUCAACGUAUUCCGCACUGUCCGGGAAAUCACAGGUUACCUUAACAUCCAGUCUUGGCCUGACAACAUGACGGACUUGAGUGUUUUCUCCAACUUGGCAACUAUAGGGGGAAGAGCGCUUUACAGUGGGAUCUCUCUGCUGGUGUUAAAGCAGCAGGGCAUCUCAUCGCUGCUGCUUCAGUCCCUGAAGGAGAUCAGCGCUGGGAACGUCCAUAUUGCCGAGAACAGCCAGCUCUGCUAUUACAAUACUGUCAACUGGACGAGACUAUUCAGCACUGCAAACCAAAAGGUCCUGAUCCGCAGCAACCGAAGUCCGCAGGAAUGCACCAGGGAGCACAUGGUGUGUGACCCGCUGUGUUCAGACGCCGGCUGUUGGGGUCCCGGACCAGACCAGUGCCUGUCCUGCCGGUACUUCAGUCGUGGCCGAACCUGUGUGGACUCCUGCAACCUUUAUGAAGGGGAUAUUCGAGAGUAUGCCAAUGGGUCAGUGUGUGUGGAGUGUGACGCCCAGUGUGAACGAGCAGACGAUGACUCUUUGACUUGCCAUGGUCCGGGCCCAGAGCAUUGUGUGAAAUGCCUUCAUUUCAAGGACGGUCCAAACUGUGUGGAAAAGUGUCCCGACGGCCUACAAGGUGCCAACAGCUUCAUCUUCAAGUAUGCCGAAGUCAACAACGAAUGUCAUCCCUGCCAUGCCAACUGCACCCAGGGGUGCAUUGGACCAAGACUCCAAGACUGCAUUGGCUGGAUGGACAGAACCCCUCUUAUUGCAGCAGGCGUGAUCGGUGGCCUCUUCAUGGUUGUGAUCAUGGUGCUGAGUGUGGCGGUGUCUGUGCGUCGCAAGAACAUAAAAAAGAAGAGGGCACUCCGUCGCUUCCUGGAGACGGAGUUGGUUGAACCUUUAACUCCAAGUGGAACAGCUCCCAAUCAAGCUCAGCUUCGUAUCCUGAAGGAAACAGAACUCAAAAGAAUCAAGAUCCUUGGAUCUGGAGCGUUCGGGACUGUUUACAAGGGUAUUUGGGUCCCAGAAGGUGAAACUGUGAAGAUUCCUGUAGCCAUUAAAAUCCUUAGUGAGGUCACUGGACCCAAGGCUAAUGUGGAGUUCAUGGACGAGGCUCUGAUUAUGGCCAGCAUGGAGCACCCUCACCUGGUCCGACUGCUGGGCGUCUGCCUGAGUCCUACCAUCCAGCUGGUAACACAACUCAUGCCUCAUGGCUGCCUGCUGGAUUACGUGCAUGAGCACAAGGACAAUAUUGGGUCACAGUUACUGCUCAACUGGUGUGUCCAGAUCGCCAAGGGAAUGAUGUAUCUGGAGGAGCGUAGACUGGUCCACAGGGAUUUGGCGGCCCGAAAUGUUCUGGUCAAGUCUCCGAACCACAUCAAGAUCACAGACUUUGGUUUGGCCCGGCUGUUGGAUGUCAAUGAAAAAGAAUAUAAUGCUGAUGGAGGAAAGAUGCCCAUCAAAUGGAUGGCCCUGGAGUGUAUCCAUUACAGGAAGUUUACGCAUCAGAGUGAUGUUUGGAGUUAUGGCGUAACCAUUUGGGAGCUGAUGACCUUUGGAGGGAAACCGUAUGAUGGAAUUUCCACCAGAGAUAUUCCAGAUCUGCUGGAGAAAGGAGAGCGUCUUCCACAGCCACCCAUCUGCACCAUCGACGUCUACAUGGUUAUGGUCAAGUGCUGGAUGAUUGAUGCAGACAGUCGACCGAAGUUUAAAGAGUUGGCUGCGGAGUUCACCCGAAUGGCUCGCGAUCCCCAGAGAUACCUGGUCAUCCAGGGUGACGACCGCAUGAAGCUGCCCAGCCCCAGUGACAGCAAGUUUUUCCAGAGCCUGCUGGAUGAGGAGGAGCUGGAGGACCUGAUGGAUGCUGAAGAGUACUUGGUGCCCCACUCCUUCAACAUCCCCCCACUAGCAUACACUCCACGCACACGGAUGGACUCCAACCAGAACCAGUUUGGCUGCCAGGAUUCCAGUUUCACAAUGGAGGACAUGCUGGCCAGCCUCCCCAGAGUGGCUCCCCCCAUGUCUGCAGGCGGCCUCCCCCCACAGGACCUCCCUUCAGGGGGGCAGAUUAGCGGGGGAUUUGUCCGUGGCGGCCAGGACGACCCUCGCUGCAACGGCACGCUGAGGAAGCAGGCCUCGCCAAGGUCAAGCACCCUCGGAGCCGGUGCAGCUCUCACCGCAGGACAAGGCGGAGGGGAGGUUGGUAAUGGACAGCGUUACAGCGCAGAUCCUACUGGUAAUAUAGUAGAAAGAGGAGCAAAGGGAGACAAGGAAAAGGAUGGCUACAUGACGGCCAUGAGAGACAAGAACGCUUCAGAUUAUCUCAACCCUGUAGAGGAAAACCCCUUUGUCACGCGUCGAAGGAAUGGCGACGCUCAUGUGGCGUUUGAUCGAGCCACCUGCCACACGCUGCACUUGGCUGGAGCCGCUGCAGCCCCCAAGAGCCAGUCCUCCCACGGCAACGACGAGUAUGCCAACGAGCCGCUGUACCUGAAUACAUUCCUUAACCCCGGGGACAAGAAUGGAUUGGCUGGCGCAAUCUCCUUCGCUGGCUCCGCGUCCUCUGCUGCCCAAUCACUCCAGCAGACAGUGAACCCAUCAACAUCAAGCCACAUCGUUUCCACCUCUGGAUACGUGGUGAACCCCGGCCACCUCCCCCACCCGUCGUAUCCAUCACAUACCUUGCAUCCUGGACAUUCAGGACAUGCUCUGCACUCAGGCAUCACCAGCAGCACCAUAAUGUUUGAUAAGAAAGGCAAGAAAGCCACUUUUGACAAUCCUGAAUACUGGCAGCACAGUCUCCCUCCGAAGUCCUCACUGCACAACCCUGAGUACCUGCAGGACUGCAGCACACGUUUCUUCUACCGGCAGAAUGGACGGAUUCGGCCUGCUGUGGCCGAAAACCAGGAAUACUUGUCCGAGGCUGCUAUGAAAGCUGGAAAUGUAUUGCCACCCCCUCCUUACAGGCAGAGGAACACUGUGGUGUAGUGACCAGCCUGUAGCACCUGGUAGGAUGAAUAGAAAGACAUGGUGGAGAAGGAUAAUCCUCUCUUUUCCGUGUCGUACUUCUCUACCUGGGUUCCCUUUGCACCUUCUCUGAACACUGUCUUUUACAAAAUCAUGUAUUCUCACCCUAAGGAUCUGCCUUUUCAUGACAGAGCUGCAGUAACUGUCACUGAGAGCCUCAACUGACACUCAAGACCAUCUUUGUUAACUUCAUUCUCAGCCAUGACCCCUGAAGCAAUUACACAACUCUGUGAAGGUGUUUCUGUCCUGGAGAAAACUGCUCUGGCACCUCUAGCGUCACAGAGGCACACAAACACAAUCAAAUAUUGAAAAUAAGUUGUUAAUGAGGAAAAAAUGAGAAAUAAACUGCGGGUAGUCCAAAGAGGAUUGUUUUCAUGACCUUAGAAGAUUACUUUAUGCACCCAUGAAUCAUUGCUCAACAUGGUUUAUUAUGCAUUUUCCAUCCAGCUAGAUGUGUAACUUGCUGUAUUCACAAAUUGCUAUUGCGUGGGUGCAGUCAAUAAUGCGAAAAAGUGCAUUCAGAGAUGUUUCUUGACUUACCAGUGAACCUGUGCUCAUGCUGUUAAGCCAGAUGUGGCUUCCUCUCCUGCCCACAUGCUUCUUUGAGUUUUACAUUUUACUGCAUCGGUGAUGUAACGCACACACAUCUCAUACCUGGAUCAAGUUAACAUGCCUGAAGGCUCGACACACCAAUAAUAACCAUACAUUAAUUCACCUGUAAAAACACGCUCUGACGGAUGAAUCUGCUGCUACAUGAAAUGGAUUCUGGAGGAGACUGACCUUGUACUCCGAGACGGAGCGUGCCAAUGAUGGCAGUCAGUGGUGCGGCGCAGGAAAAGGGGUCAACGCGAAAGAAAAUGUCACCGCAGCUGUGAAAUCACCUCGCACCAGGUUGAAAGCAUUUGAUAGAUUAUGACAUGGCUACGGUGGAAUUUAAAAAGCUGAUUGCUUAGAAGAUGACCCUUUAAUUCCUACUUGUGUUUUCAGUCCCGUUCCCCGUUUAUCAGACAAAUCCAAACUGCACUAAACCAGUCCAUUGUUACUUUUACAGAGGACAUGGGGAAAUCAUUUUAGGGAUAUAUUUCAACACAAAAUGAUUUUGGAAACCUUUACUGUUUCAUUUGAUUUCAUUCAUCAGGGAUAUGUUUACUGUGUUACUUUGUCUUACUAUGUAUUGUGUUAGCCACAAGAAAAUGGUGUAAACCGCACAAAUAACACGCAGCAAAAGAGCACUGGGAAGAUGGCAAAGAGGUUAACCCUUCAGAGGUGAAAAAAAUCCACUUAAGUCACUACAAGAAAGUCCCAAUCCUGGAUAAAGACCUCCUGGACCAAGCCCCGUUUGGGAAGAAUAUAUCAAAGACAAGUGUGACUAUGUUUUUUUGUUUUAUUCCAGUGUACAAGACUCACGAGUCACGAGCUCCUGUUACUUAUGGCUGAGGUGGGAUUGGUGGACGGGCUGUCAAAAUUCUCAAAAUAGACCAUUUUAUAAUCAAACAAUUGAUCAAAAUGGCACACUUCCUUUUGUGAGAAAUUAAUGGUGAGAUAUAACAACUUGGUACUGAAUCUACUGAUGGCUGGCUUCCUGAACUUACACAGUCCUGUCAGAUGCCACAUUAAACUCUGAUGGAGACCACUAGCAUCUGUCGCCAGAUGACUUUGAAGCCUAAUUUAGACACUGCUCACUAUUUAAUAGCACCAAAUGCUCUGGGACAGCUAAUUGACUUUGCUAUUAGUCUCAUUUCAAAUGGCAAUGAUGGCAUUUUGUUCACCAUCUUGUAAUCAUAAUUUACGGUGACUCAACAUUUUAGUUUCAACACCAUUUUACUGACAAGGAAACAUUAUUGCUGCAAAGAUAUACAGUGAGAGAGUUCAUCGAGGCUGUGUGGCACAAUAAUAUUGACCAUCAGGGAAAUAUGGCGAUUGUCUAGGUUUUAACUCAGUAAAGAGGCACUCCUUUGAUCUGAUGUUGACCUUUUAAAAUGCUGGUGGAAGAUCCAGAAACUGAUAAGCUGUUAAACACGGAGUGUAUGUCAUUUCCUACUUUACCCAUAAUAGCUUACUUCAUUAUGGAUUAUUCCCUCCUACAUGAAUCCUUUUCAAAUUCAACAUUUCCAUCAUAAUCAUGCACUUUUUUUCCACUGUUGUUUAAAAUAUGACAUAUACUGAAGUUUCAACACAUUCCCACUCCAACUUUGUCCCAUAAUGACACUUGGACACGAACCAAUGGGACCCACAUUUUUAGCACUGGGUAGACAUUUUCAGUGGGGCUUCAGAGUACUUGCAUACGUGGUGAGGGCUUUCAACAACCGAUGAAGCUCUAUACUGGGCUGGUUGUGGAGAAAUAAGUGAAAGGCCUGCCAGCAAGAGAAACAAAGUUCUGUGACUGGACUUGAAAUGCCUGUCAUCAUCAUCAAACUUUCAUUUUAGGUUCCUUCUGAAUACUUUUGUUUUCAGUCACUGUUUUAAUACAUUCAAGCAGGAAAACUGUAUCUUUGGUUUUGGUAAAAACAUGAGUAAAGCAAAAUACAUCUUCAUUUCCAACUUUGAGCGGCUCUUUUAAGGCACACUUCUUUUCCUCUGAUUUCUGGGUUACCAUAGUGAUAUUUGCCACCACAAUGUAAGAUACCAUUUAGCUACUGUCUUGUGGCAUCAUUUAAGUUUUUCAGUGACUUCCGUUUGGUUUAUCUAUCCUGCACAAUGAAAAGUGAAAAG
This is a messenger RNA of Cololabis saira (Pacific saury), 7150 nucleotides long. RefSeq names its product receptor tyrosine-protein kinase erbB-4-like. Gene Ontology annotation, molecular function: transmembrane receptor protein tyrosine kinase activity; ATP binding; epidermal growth factor receptor binding. NCBI's taxonomy places the organism in Eukaryota, Metazoa, Chordata, Actinopteri, Beloniformes, Belonidae. Bases 257 to 4399 code for a protein of 1380 amino acids. Gene Ontology annotation, cellular component: basal plasma membrane; signaling receptor complex. The transcript has 28 exons. The record is from RefSeq and is a predicted model, not a curated record. Gene Ontology annotation, biological process: protein phosphorylation; positive regulation of cell population proliferation; positive regulation of kinase activity.